UUGACGUUUUUCGUUUCAAAAGCCUACUCAUCGUCCUGCCCUGGUGAUUGUGAAUCAGAGGGAAUCCGUCAAACCUAACGACGUAAUGAGGUCUUGUUACCGAAUUAUUGCAUCAUUCCUGAUCCAUCGAGCAUACGAGUAAUUUCUGGCAAGUUCUCGAGUCUCGACGGAUCUCACCCAUCAUAGGGUGGAUCAUAGAUCAGUUCCCGCACUCAUCCCUCAUUCAAGCUCGCAGCCCCAACGUCCUACAACCUCAUAGCGGAGCCAUCCAUCUUAUCCCGGUGAUUUCCCGGAGCCACAGGUUAUCUUGAUUUAACAUGGAAUUGCCCGACUUAGGUCAACACUGCGGCUGGUCGACGUGUUCGCGGCUGGACUUCCUACCCUUCCAUUGCCAUUGGUGUGGGGGCGUGUUCUGUCAGGAUCAUGGUCCCUUGGACUCGCACCAUUGUCCGCAGCGCCAUGAGCGCGACGUCAAAGUGCCCGUGUGUCCCUUGUGUCAAUUGCCCUGUCCCGUACGACGUGAUCUCGGUCACACGCCCGAUUUUGCCGUCAACGCCCACAUUGACCGCGAUUGUCAGUCUGAUAAAGCCACCCGCCAGCGCCGUCCCAAACCCGUGGACCCGUUGGUGUGUGUGCGGGCCAAGUGCAAGAAGAAAGAGUUGGUGCCGCUCACUUGCGAUGAGUGCCGACGUCCGGUCUGCUUGACCCAUCGACAUCCCGAGGACCAUGCCUGUCCGGGUUCACGCGCCGGUUUGGCUCAAUUAACCUCGGCGGCUGCAAGCCGACGAGCCACUAAACCAGUAAGCGCCAUCAAAUCCAUGUCAGUUGGACGAACCUCCACUAAUGUUCGGUCUCUCUCGGUCCCGUCCGUUCAUUCGUCUCGCCAAUUAUCCGAAGAUGAGGCCCUGGCUCGGGCGCUCCAAGCCUCCCUGAACGAAGGGUCGCCCAGCGUCCCACCCAUGGACCAAACUGAGAUUGACCGCUUGACCGCCUUGAGCCUACAGGAGAGUCUCAACACUUCGUCUGGCUCGAGACACCCCACAGCGACCCAAUCAUCUUCUGGACAAUCUAAAGGCUGCUCUCUAUCCUAAUCCAUACUGUUCCAUUUUAUCAUUCCAUGAUGUACCCUAAAAGGAAUAAGUGUUUUCUCCCAUUCUCAUCUCGCAAUUGAUACGUUUCUGUUGUGCUUUUGGCAUAGCUAUGUGAUAAAAUUACCUUUAGCCCGUCAUUGAAACAAAGAUGAUAACAACAAAAGCAUA
Molecule: messenger RNA, 1259 nt
Organism: Tigriopus californicus
Lineage: Eukaryota; Metazoa; Arthropoda; Copepoda; Harpacticoida; Harpacticidae
Product: AN1-type zinc finger protein 2A-like
Exons: 2
Coding region: 318-1091 (257 amino acids)
Biological process (GO): proteasome-mediated ubiquitin-dependent protein catabolic process; protein targeting to ER
Cellular component (GO): endoplasmic reticulum; cytoplasm
Molecular function (GO): zinc ion binding
Source: RefSeq, a predicted model, not a curated record